This is a messenger RNA of Sphaeramia orbicularis (orbiculate cardinalfish), 2213 nucleotides long. RefSeq names its product pyrroline-5-carboxylate reductase 1, mitochondrial-like. NCBI's taxonomy places the organism in Eukaryota, Metazoa, Chordata, Actinopteri, Kurtiformes, Apogonidae. Bases 153 to 1118 code for a protein of 321 amino acids. The record is from RefSeq and is a predicted model, not a curated record. Gene Ontology annotation, biological process: L-proline biosynthetic process. The transcript has 8 exons. Gene Ontology annotation, molecular function: pyrroline-5-carboxylate reductase activity.
CAAACUCCACAACAGGUACAGCAGAGUAGGACACAACUGGGCCACGUUGACGAGUGUAAUAAUUUCAGAUAUUUCGGGUUAUUGUUGAAUUGUUUGGUUAGUCAGUCGGCUCAGGAAGACUUUGUUGUAUUUUUUCUACAUUUACAGGUAGGAUGAGUGUGGGGUUCAUAGGAGCGGGGCAGGCAGCCCACGCCUUGGCCAGAGGCUUCACGGCUGCAGGCGUGAUUGCCGCCCACAGAAUCACAGCCAGUUCCCCAGACACAGAUCUCCCCACAGUGCAGGGACUGCGGAAACUCGGUGUGCAUUUCACCACCAGCAACAAAGAGACAGUAAGCAAAAGUGAUGUCCUCUUCUUGGCUGUGAAGCCCCACAUCAUUCCUUUUGUGCUGGAUGAGAUUGGACCAGACAUUGAAGACCGUCAUCUUAUUGUGUCAUGUGCAGCAGGUGUCACCAUCAGCUCAAUAGAGAAGAAGCUGCAGCAGUAUCGGGACUGUCCAAAGGUUAUGCGCUGCAUGACCAACACACCAGUGGUGGUUCGUGAAGGGGCCACUGUGUAUGCCACAGGAACCCAUGCAGAAGUGGAAGAUGGGAAACUUCUGGAGCAGUUGAUGGCCAGUGUCGGCUAUUGCACUGAGGUUGAAGAGGACGUGAUAGAUGCCGUCACUGGCCUGAGUGGCAGUGGCCCAGCAUAUGCAUUCACAGCUGUAGAUGCUCUGGCGGAUGGUGGAGUUAAAAUGGGUCUGCCCAGGAGACUAGCAGUACGCCUCGGAGCUCAAGCCCUGCUGGGAGCAGCCCGAAUGUUGUUAGACUCUGAGCAGCAUCCCGGGCAGCUCAAGGACAAUGUGUGUUCACCAGGGGGCGCCACGAUCCACGCACUACAUGUUAUGGAGAGUGGUGGUUUCCGCAGCCUGCUGAUCAACGCUGUAGAGGCCUCCUGUGUUAGGACUAGGGAACUCCAGUUUUUGGCUGAUCAGGAGAAAAUCUCUCCAGCUGCCAUAAAAAAGACAACUCUGGACAAAGUGCUGCAGCAGCCAGGAGUUGCUGCUGAUGCUGUUAGUGUUAAACCUCAAGGGAUCAGUAUGUUCAACAGUAAAAGCCCAAGGACCAAGAAGAAAUGAUAUCUCUCUGAAGGCAGAAACUGAUCAUUUUAAUGGAACCUGUCUGUUCACACAAGACGUGGUACAUAAGACAGAUGACUUAAAACAUAAACUAGCUGGAUGGGGUGUUAUCUAAAAAAAAAAAAAACAAUAGCUAAAAUGGUUAUCCUCUGUAAUGAAAUGCCAUUUCUUUAGUUCUAAGUUUUAUAUUUUAAUUUUGUGCUUCCUCAAGCAAAGUUUUAUUGUUCAUCCUCAUCUCAUCAUUUACCAUUUUGAGAUGGAAUGCUACUUUGAAUACCUGUGGAUAAUAUUUCUUUUAUGAAUCUUACUUUAGUGGGUCAUAUGACAGCUGGCCUAGUUUGGUUUUCUAAAUUAACAAUGCAAUCCAGUGGAAUGCAGUGAAGAUACUCCCUGCAAGUGGUGUGACAGUAGAACAUGUUGGCAGUCAUAGUCAAAAGUUAUAGCAGUGAUAAAUUUUGUCUGUGUGAACUUUGCUGCUGUAGUUUUUCUCUUAAGAUUAUUUUUUCAUGUGUUUCAGGUACAUUGAAGAACAGUUACAGACUAUUUAUAACUGCACGACUUUAAUUGGCUAAUAAAUCAUCAAUAAAAAUCAAUUUGUGUCAUUGCCAAACCUUUUGGCCACAGUUAUAUACAUUCAGUCCUAAAGCUUCCUCAUAAAUAUAUCACUACUUAAAUCUUUAGACAAAACAUUUUCUGCAAGGUUGUGUGAAACUGUAAUUUUCCAGGCGUAGAAAAGCAAUGAAACGUCUUAAGUUGUGGGAAAAUGGCAUUUAAUUUUCUAACUAAAGGACAAUUAUGAGAAAUGUUCAAAAGAGUAAAACAGCUGACCUAUUGAACAAACUAUCAGGGUUUGUUCAUUUCAUUACACUUUAUUUUCUUGUGGCUAUCAUGUGAAAGUCAUAUCUAAUUGCUUAACAUGACUUAUUUUUGUAAAUGUGUGCAUGUUUUGUGCACAUCCUUGUUGCAAAGUGCUGUUAAUAACUUCAGGGGAAAGCCACUGAAAAGUCAUGAAAAGUUGUCAGAUAUUGACUGAAAGUGUGUGGGGACCCUGGCAGUGGUGGAUUUUCUCAGACAAUUAAACUGUGAUGUUUUCUA